ACGUCGGUUGGAUCGGAUCGGAACGGAUUGGUCGGAUCGGAGAUCGGUACGGAACGGAUAUAGCGGAGGAUAGCACAGAAUCGGUUGGUUGUUUACGUUGUUGCCAGCGCGCAGUGGAGUUUGCGAGGCGACACAUCCGACGUGGUUUAUGCUUCUGUGCGUCUCUGGUUCUCCAAUGUAAAAAUAAAAAUUGCUCCAAUAUGUGUGCGCGAAACGGCAUUUGAAACACUUUUUCGAAUCAACAACUUCGAUCGCGACAAGAAGUGCGAGUCGUCAGUGCGUUUGUCAGGGUCUUUGGAUUUGGAUUUGGAUACGCGGAUUCGUUACGCCGGUAUUACCGAUCCGAUCGGUUUUCAAAACGACAUCGAUAUUAUAGGCAAUUGAGCAUGAAAGUGGUGUGCUGGAUACUCGAAUUCCUGACAGUGGUACAACUGCUGCUGGUCGAAACUCAGAGUGGUCAUGUGCACGAGGCGAAGAGGGAAAUCUGGGAAGCAGUGGGUCACCAUCGACCCACCCACCAUCACUACCACGAAUCCCAUUGGGUGGAUGGGAGGAGGGUGCACCGCCUGCGGAUGCCGCACCACCACCGAUGGAGUGGGCGACGGAGGUCGCUCAACCACCAGCAGCCCUUCAGCCGGUGGUCGCCGUGGUCCUCCUGCGACGAGGAGUGCGUCAAAAGACGAGAGCGCUUCUGCAAGGUGAAGCGCAAGUGCGGACACACCAAGCACGUCGAGCAGAGCAAAUGUAGGCAUUGUCAUCCUGCACCUCCUACGAAAUGGAGGCAGCCGUUGAUUUUUGAAGAGACCCAUAUCCACGAGAGAAUCCCGCCACAACCGCAAUAUCAACCCCCACCUCAACCACAAUAUCAACCUCCACCUCAACCUCAGCCACAACCUCAACCACAACCACCUCCACCACCCCCUCCUUCGAUAAUCAUAAAUGCAGCGGCUGCGGCGUCAAGUGGUCCGACCCUGGAUUACCGGAUUUCUGGUUAUACAUCCCCAGCAAUUCCUACACCAUCUUAUCCCCCAUCUUAUCCACCAACUCAUCCAUCAACUCAUCCACCUAUUUAUGCACCCACAUACCCUCCAAGUCCUCCUCCAGCUCCACCAACUCAUCCUCCAACUUAUCCUCCAACUCAUCCACCAACUUAUCCAUCAACACAUCCCCCUUAUCUCCCUCCAUCUCAUCCACCUACUCCCCCUCCAACUCACCCAACUCCACCACCAAAAUCCGAAGAGAUGGUUCGUCAUCUGCCGGGAUAUCAUGGUAAAGAUACAUACAGCGAUGAGGAUAUAGAAGAUGAACCUGAGGUUGAAUCUUAUCCUGAACCUGAUGAAGACUUUAUAAGUUCCGAUGAACAGGGAGACUUUUUUGUACUGAAGCAUCAUCGCCAUAGAAGACGUCAAAAUCGUAAAAAGCCUCAUUAUAGAAAACCCAUAAAAGAGGACUCUGGUGAAGAUGACUUCGUGGACUUUGGUGAAAGAAAGUCACUGAGGCCCAAAAAUCUAGGGGAAGAGAGCAGUGUCGAGGGAGACGUGUUCCAAUACGAGGAUUUCGAUCUGGAGCCUGAUACUAACUAUGCAGAUUCCGAAGAAUCAGACAACGAAUUCCGAAAUAUCAGCUGGGUGCAACCUCCCAAGGAUGGAUUGGUUCUCAGGAGAAGAAGGGUCUACUCCAAAUGGAGUCGAUGGUCAAAAUGCUCGCCAAAGUGUACCACAAGGAGAUAUAAAAAAUGCCGGCUCAACGAUCAGUGUGGGCGGGAGGUUCUCCGGGAGAUCGCAUAUUGCUACACGGAGGGCAGUUUUUGCCAGCAGUGGCUGCAGACGCAGUUUCAGAAGACUCCCGCCUUCGAGACGAGACCCGUGUCCAAUUCCCCGGCCAAUGCCAUGCGGAGGAUGCAGUCCGAGCAGCCGGAGGUGUCCAUGAAUGACCUUAACUACAUUAUGACGGGAACGGGCUAUCGCGGAAAGGAGUACACUCCGUUGAAACUGCAGUGUGGUAUUGUUCGCAGUGGAACUGGUCGAAGGAGCAUGUCCAACAUGCUGAAGAUCAUCGGAGGACGGGCGGCGAGGAAGGGCGAAUGGCCGUGGCAGGUGGCCAUCCUGAAUCGAUUCAAGGAAGCAUUUUGUGGAGGUACUCUCAUUGCUCCACGAUGGAUUCUAACCGCCGCCCAUUGUGUGCGGAAGGUGCUCUACGUUCGGAUAGGUGAACACAACCUUAACUAUGAGGAUGGUACGGAGAUUCAGCUGAGGGUAAUGAAGAGCUUUACGCAUCCCAAUUUUGAUAAGCGUACGGUGGAUAGCGAUGUGGCAUUGCUCAGGUUACCCAAAGCUAUUAAUGCCACCACUUAUAUUGGAUACUCCUGCCUGCCACAGCCUUUCCAGGCGCUACCCAAAAAUGUAGAUUGCACGAUAAUUGGAUGGGGAAAGCGGCGCAACCGAGAUGCUGCUGGAACCAAUGUGCUCCACAAGGCCACUGUACCUAUAAUACCAAUGAAUAACUGUCGGAGUGUUUACUAUGACUACACUAUUACUAAGAACAUGUUUUGCGCUGGUCAUAAAAAAGGUCACAUCGACACUUGUGCCGGGGAUUCGGGAGGUCCUCUCUUAUGUCGCGAUACCACCAAACCCAAUCACCCGUGGACCAUCUUCGGCAUCACCUCAUUUGGGGACGGAUGUGGCCAGCGGAAUAAGUUCGGCAUCUACGCCAAGGUGCCCAAUUACGUGGACUGGGUGUGGUCGGUGGUUAACUGCAAUGGCAACUGCAAGAUGCAGUAGCAUCUCGGUGGGUACUUAAGUUGUCGGGGACUUGGGUCCGUCAAGUUGUAGAGGCUGUGAAAAACAAAUUUACACUUUAAGUGUCCGAUCCGUGGGAGAAAUCUUCGCUCGAUCACCAUGUCACAAUUCAUUAUGUGCUCAUUAUACGAUCCUAAAGCUAGAUAACUAGAAUCUAAGGAUCCCCUAUGGUCAUUUCGAACAAAGUCGAUUUUAAUUGUAGACAAGCAAAUAUUUAUGUAAUUAAAUUUCUAAAAAAAAGCACCUACUAAUAGAAAGUCGUAUUUUUGAUGGGGAGGCAUUUGUGUUUUCCUAAAUAUGUUAAAAUAAUCUUCUAAUGUAAAUAACUAAAUUUAUGUUACUCGUUAAAUUUUAUAUUUAAUAAAUAAUUGAAUUCUCCUGUAAGUUAAUUAAAUAAAACUCUGAGAUUAAAAAACCAACAAAUCUGGAGAAAAAAACCUCAAAAACUAGUAAUUCAAAUUAAUGUGCUAACUUUUGACUUUAUUUUAAUCUCUAACUCUAAAUAAAAGGUUACAAGCCUAUCAACUGUAAAUAAAAAUAGUUCGAACUUUCUGCAUAUCAGACUAAGUGCAACCUAUAAUAUACGCCUUAAACCGAUCUAAUCCCAUUAAAAUGUAAAAAACGAUUUUAAACAUAAGGAACAGAUUCUUUCCUUAUAAGCGUACCAAAGAUUCACAGAUAUGUACAUUACUUAUUAGUUUAUUAUAUUGGUGUUAAAUGCUGCACAGUUUUGCUUCCACAAUAAAACUAUUUAACGUGAUCCCUAUA
This is a messenger RNA of Drosophila ficusphila, 3566 nucleotides long. RefSeq lists its product as uncharacterized. NCBI's taxonomy places the organism in Eukaryota, Metazoa, Arthropoda, Insecta, Diptera, Drosophilidae. The record is from RefSeq and is a predicted model, not a curated record. The transcript is spliced from 8 exons. Gene Ontology annotation, biological process: proteolysis. Gene Ontology annotation, molecular function: serine-type endopeptidase activity. The coding region runs from base 387 to 2780 and encodes 797 amino acids.